AUGGUGUCUACAGAAUGCUCCAAGCUCAGCUCCGUUGCUGCGCUCCACGCCAAGAUGCUGUCGCGCCGCAUCGUACGGGCAGUGCCCGGAAACCUCACUCGAACGGCUGUUCGAAUGCCCACCAUCCAGCGCCGAACCUUCCUCCCCGAGUCGAUCAAUGGCCAGGCCGUUAUCGAACAGAAGUACCCCGGCCCUAUUUCGCUGCCAGCCUCCGAGGAUCCGGACAUGAACGGUGGCUUUGUCAACCCUCCCCCGAUCAAGCGUCAGUUCCGCGACCCGCACGCCGACUGGUGGGACAAGCAGGAGAGGAGGAACUAUGGCGAGCCCAUUCACGAGGACUACGACAUCCACGGCAUGUUCACGCCGCACGAGUACACCUGGGUCACGCCGGGCAAAGGAGCCGUGCAGUUUGGGGCAUUUGUUGCUGUCUUUCUUGCCGUCCUGGCAGGCCUCAAGCUCACGUACCCCGAUGUGCAGUCAUACCCCCGCGAAUUUGAGGGUGGACUCGAGCGCGAGCUAGGAGGGCCUGGCGCCACAAGAGCGAGAGCACCAGGCGAUGCGAGCCCGUACUAG
This is a messenger RNA of Gaeumannomyces tritici R3-111a-1, 573 nucleotides long. RefSeq lists its product as hypothetical. Lineage: Eukaryota; Fungi; Ascomycota; Sordariomycetes; Magnaporthales; Magnaporthaceae. Gene Ontology annotation, cellular component: mitochondrion. The coding region runs from base 1 to 573 and encodes 190 amino acids. The record is from RefSeq and is a predicted model, not a curated record. The transcript is spliced from 5 exons.